UUUUCUCUCUUCCCCCAGCUGGCAUGCCAAUUUGCGAAAUGGCCAAAGGGAACACUCCUAUUUACAAAUGGAAUGCAGCAGAGCAGAAAUAAACCAACACGGAAAUCUGUCAUUAUUCUUAUAAGGCUUUAAAAAAUAUUUUUGCCUAUUUUCGCCUAUUUUUUGCCUAUUCAAAAUCUAUUAAAAUGACUGUGGAUGUUCAACAAGCUGCUACUAGCUGUGUUGGGAAGCAACAAAAUUCAAAAAAUACUUCUAAAACGUUUCAGUUAACAAUCUCUUUAAAGUAUGUUGUUAAGUUUAGAAGUGAAAAUUACAAUCAGAUCUAUAGCCUCAGUCAGACCUCUGACUCUCUCACUGACACCUUAUGAGAGAUCCCUCUGCCCUAUUUACAGCCGAGAGCCUACUUUAUGGAGUGGCAUUUGAAGUCAACGUCGCUUCGAAGACUUCUUCCUAGACCUCUUCUAUGAUUCAUUAUACGCUUCUUAGAGGCCACUGGAUGCCUAGUAGUUUCCAAUGCCUUGAGCCUACCUUCGAACUUAUUACGAACCCAUACUUGAGAAGUAGCUAUUAACUAAAGAUAAUAUGCUCGUCUCGUAAAGACUUGAAAUCCCCUCAAUUUUUAAUUUUUGAAUACAAAGACUGCAAAAGAUACAAAUAAAAUAAAUAAGUUUAGAAAUGUAGAGGAUGGAGCAAAUAAUGUUACGUUCAAACAGGAUGGUUCGAGAUUUCCAACCUCGCAAAGAACAAUAAAGCUUAUAACAAAUUGUAAAUACCAGAUUGUUUUAAGCAGCAAACCUGCUCAGGAAUUUACAAGUCUACACCUAGCUGGAAGUGAUUUGGAUCUCAUUCCAGAGAAAGGACAAGGCAUUGGAAGCUACUCAGCAAUUUGGGACACCGCGGGGAUUGAACCUACGAGAAGAGGUGGAAGACAAGAUAUUUUAUUUGUUCUAGAGGGUCAAAACCAAACCCUUACACAAAAAUUACAAACAAAAUUUUAUGGAAAACAGGAUUCUCAUGGAAUUGUAGGGCACAGAUUGGAGGCAUUGGUUUGGAACUGUGAAAUAAAUUUAAAUGGCCAAAUUAACGUAAAUGAUGAAAAA
Messenger RNA from Meloidogyne enterolobii, 1100 nucleotides. NCBI's taxonomy places the organism in Eukaryota, Metazoa, Nematoda, Chromadorea, Rhabditida, Meloidogynidae. The record is from the annotation of a GenBank genome assembly.